Messenger RNA from Dictyostelium purpureum, 1479 nucleotides. RefSeq lists its product as uncharacterized. Bases 1 to 1479 code for a protein of 492 amino acids. The transcript has 2 exons. Gene Ontology annotation, biological process: sphingolipid biosynthetic process; inositol phosphoceramide metabolic process. Lineage: Eukaryota; Evosea; Eumycetozoa; Dictyosteliales; Dictyosteliaceae. Gene Ontology annotation, molecular function: inositol phosphoceramide synthase activity. The record is from RefSeq and is a predicted model, not a curated record. Gene Ontology annotation, cellular component: inositol phosphoceramide synthase complex.
AUGGGUGUCCAACAACAAGUUGAAUUACAACCACAAUCUACAGUCAAAUAUUUUCAUUUAAAAGAAGAAGAUGCUUCAGAUAUAAACGAUAUAGAUAUUAUUAAGGAAAGUUCAGCUCCACCAAGGUUAUCUUUGAUGGGAUGGUUUGCACCACCACAGUAUACAGCAUUUCCAUUAGGUAAAAUUGUUAGUGGAUCAAGUAAAAAUCCGUUAUCACUAAGUGAAGAUAGUAUUUCAUCAUUGGACGAUAAAUCAAUUGGAAUUCAUACUCAACCAAUUCUUAUGGAAUCAUCGGAUGGUGAAGAUGGAGCAGGACCAAAAGAUUUUAAAAUAGAUAUACAUCCAACAUCGUCAAUGGAUAAAGAUAUUGAUGAUUUAAAAUAUAAUAAAAAAUCAACAAAUACAUUUUUAUAUUCAAAUGCAGUUACAAAUAAUAAUUCAAUUCGAUAUCAAUAUUCACCAGUUUAUUCCGAUGUAACAUAUACACUUUUAGUUGGCAUAGUAAUUUUAUUUUCAAUAGUAUAUAGUUUAUUAGUUGGACCAAUUAAAAUUAUGUUUGCAUUUUUAAUUUCACUUACAAUAUUUAUUUCAUAUACAUGUGCAGCACUUUCAACCAAUAAUAGAACAUAUUUGUAUUCAGUAACAGUAUUAUCAAUUGCAUUGGGUUUAACCAUUCCAGCAUUUUUCGCAGCAACAGGUGCAGUUGUUAUUGGUACAGAUAGAAAUAAAAUCUUAUGGGAUUCUCGUUUAUAUGCAUCUGAUUCAUUUUUAAUGGGUUGGUUAUGGCCAAAUGGUCAAAUGGCUAAAUUUGUCGAAGACAGCACAAUAGUAGGUCCAAGUUCAUUCAUUGGCAAGCUUUCUACUGAAGUCUUUCAAUUAUCUUAUAUUAGUUAUUAUGUUUGGGGCUAUUUAAUGGAAGUUUAUAUUUUAUGGAACCUAUGGAGAUGUCAUUUAUCAACCGACCCACAAAAACAAAGAAUGAUGCCAAUUUGGGAUCAAAGAUUAAAAAUGUUUAUUUGUUCAUGGAUCAGUACCUAUUUUAUUGUAUUCUCAAUCAAUCUUAUAUUCCCAGCAAUAAGUCCAAGAGUUUAUCUUAAGAAUUUAUAUUCAGAAAAAUUAACAGGUUUUGGUUUCGCUGGCUUUAUUAGAGAGAAAAUAGAUAACGCCGCUACUGGUAGUUUUGGUUCAUUCCCAUCGGGUCAUAUUGCCACAAGUUUUGCUGUUGGCCUUUCAAGUUAUAAAAUUUUACCUGCUUAUGGUUUUGUCUCUACUAUUUCCGCUAUUUUAAUUGCCAUAGCCACAAUGUAUCUCAGAUAUCACUAUUUUGUAGAUUUUUUAGCUGCUAUACCAGUCACUAUGUUUUGUUUAUUAUAUGGUGGUUAUUAUUCACCUUCCGAUUUCUUUAGUGUUUUUGUAAAAUGUUUUACUUAUACCAAAACAAUUAUUCAAAAAACAUUUCAAAAAAUUAAAAAUUUUUAA